This is a messenger RNA of Hyaloperonospora brassicae, 2214 nucleotides long. Lineage: Eukaryota; Oomycota; Peronosporomycetes; Peronosporales; Peronosporaceae. The record is from the annotation of a GenBank genome assembly.
AUGUACUCGCAGCCCACUUACUACCAACGCGAGCGCUCGUUCACGUCCCCGUCAGCGCCCCCAGCCAUCUCGGGGCACCGAUCGACGCCCCAAGCGUCAGCAACAGACCGUCGGGGCUCGCUGCCGAACCAGCAGAGCUUCGCUCAGCCUCCGUACUUGCAGCAGCAGCCGCAGCUGUACGGUCUUUAUCCUGAUAUUGGACAGCACCAUUACCCCCCUGCUCCGUCCCGAGACAGUUUCGUCCAGCAAUAUCAACAGCAAUUGCAACAGCAGCAGCAACAACAACAACAACAGCAGCAAGAUCAGUACAGUAGCGCCCCCUAUGGUCAAAACCCCCACACCCACUCACUCCGGCCGAGUCAGACGUUUGGCUCUCAAGGUGCCAUGCAGCAGCCACCCGCUGUUCUUCAGCGCGAACCAUCGCUGCAUGGCGGCUAUGGGCCAGUGCAGCCGCGCAGCUCCUCGUCGCCUCCGAGACCAAUCGGUUUGACACCGGAUGGGAGGAACUUGACGCCGUCGAGCGUCGUGGAGCUCCGAUUCCGCUGCAAGGGACUGAAGAAGUCUGACUUUUUUAGUCACUCGGAUCCUUUUGUCGUGCUGUACAUGCAAGAUGGCCAGAACAAGGGAUGGCAGGAACUUGGACGCACGGAAACUGUUAACAACACACCGGACCCGGUGUUUGUCCAGUCUUUCCAAGUGGAUUUCUUUUUUGAAGAGGUCCAGAGAUUACGAAUCGAGGUGUUUGACCGUGACGGUGCGUCGGAACGAUUAUCGGACCAUGACUUUCUUGGGUGCGUGGAGAUCACGAUGGGGCAGUUGAUGUCCGCCACUGGUCAGUCGGUAGUCCUCAAGCUGUUGCAGAAAGAUAACGGACGAGGACAUGUGCGCAAUUUAUCUGGUCACGUGGUGAUAGACGCCGCAGAAGUUUCGACAUGCGCUGAUAUGGUCUACGUCACGUUUACGGCGAACAAGCUGGACAACAAGGACGGCUGGUUUGGCGCUUCGGAUCCUUUUCUUAAUAUAUAUCGACUGCGAGAUGAAAAUGCCGAUCCGCUUGCAUCCACGUCCUGGGUUCUAGUGUGGCGCAGCGAAGUCAUCAUGGACAACUGUAACCCAAAAUGGCGUCGUGCAACUCUUAGCGUCCAGACGCUUUGCAACGGAAAUGUGUCGCUACUGCUCAAGAUUGAGUGCAUGGAUUGGGAAAGGAGCGGAAAGCACCAGUUCAUUGGUAGCUGUGUAGUAAAGGCCGCAGAAUUCUUAGCGGGGGAGCUUCGUAGUAUGGACCUGAUCAACGGCGACAGACAAGCAAGAAAGGGAAAGCGAUACAAAAAUUCAGGCGUCUUGCUUCUUGAACAGAUUGAGCACUUUAAACGGCACACAUUUGCAGAAUAUCUGCGCGGUGGCUGCGAAGUUAGCUUGAUCGUUGGCAUCGAUUACACAGCUUCGAAUGGUAAUCACGUGGACCCUUCGAGUCUACACUUUGUUGGAGCAAACAACCAAGGUCAAAUGAACGAUUAUCAAGCUGCCAUAUCUGCGACUGGAGCGAUUUUGGAAGACUACGAUUCAGACAAGCGUUUCCCGGUGUACGGCUUCGGUGGGCUGGUCAAUGGAGCCGUGAAUCACUGUUUCCCGUUGACGUUUGAUCCUACGCAGCCGGAAGUGGAGGGUGUUGCAGGGAUUCUGAAUGCAUACUACAACUCGCUUCAAUUUGUACAGCUGCAUGGUCCGACGAUGUUUGCACCUUUAGUGGCCCAAGCUGCAGCGAUUGCUAGAACGUUCUCAGUGCCUGCCGAGCAAAGUGGAGAGCUCAAGUACUUCGUGCUACUCAUUAUCACAGAUGGGGCUAUCAUGGACAUGCAACAGACGAUUGACGAACUGGUGCAGGCUUCGACUCUUCCGUUGUCCAUCGUGAUUGUUGCGGUGGGCAACGCCAGUUUCACCGCUAUGAACGCUCUCGAUGCCGACGGUAAGGUCUUGAUCGACUCCAGAGGGCAACAAGCUGCGCGAGACAUUGUUCAGUUCGUCCCGUUCAAUCAGUUCCGCCGCGAUCCCGCAAGACUUGCUAAGGAAACACUAGCUGAGAUUCCGACACAAUUAUUGCAAUACUACCAAAUGAGGGGCAUCCAGCCACGGACGCCGUUGCGGCGCCAAGGAACCAGUUACCUGAUUAAUGGCUCCAUCGGUGGCGGAAUGGCAAAUGCAUUGGAUGUGUAA